AUUUAACCUGGUUUAUUCACACGUGAAACCAGUUUCGUCAGAUGGUUAGAAUCUUCUCUGGGUUAAAUUCUGUCGCUCUCCUUCGAUCUGUGGUACUUACACGACGUUUACAUUGUCGUAGUUUCCUAUCAUCUCAAAUUAGUGAAAUUAUGAAGCUUUACACCGACCGAGGAAAUCCAUUUCUGCUCAGCAUUUUGGCAGCAAAAAAUCUAGCAGGCGUUCCCCUUACUGUUCAAUACAUCAAUUAUGAAGGUCAGAUAAUUUUUUCCUCUAAAAAUAGGAAAGCGAAACCGGAACUGGUGUAGUUUUCUAACGUUCACCCAAUUCUGUUUUUUCUUAGCACUAGAUAUGUCUUCUGAAACGACUACAAGUUCAGAUCUAAAUAUGUCAUGGUCCAUGACUGGGAAUUACGCCUCUCUUUCCAUCACCUUCAUAUAUUUCCUCGUAGUAAAUUCCUUUCUGAUGCAAUCAGAAGUUCGUUAGACUUUGGAAUUGAAAGUGUGAAAUUGGGAUUUGGAUAGAAUGUUGUAAAACUGGAUUGGCAACAAGAUAAACGAGCUGUAGAUUUUAAAUAAAGAGAAGCUAAUGUCCCCCUAAGUACUCUCUCCAACUAAAGCAACAGGUAUUUGUUGUUCAAAUUUAAAACCUACAUGUAUUCAGUUUUAUAAAAUAUAUUCCUCACUCUCAUAAUUAAUGCAGCAAAAGAAGUAUAACAAAUCAAUCGAUAAUAGUUUAAUUGGUUAUGGGUAUAAUAACAGCACUAUGUUACCUUUCUUUAUCAGAUGGAAGCAAAUUUAAUUGUCCUGGAAAUAGGAAGGUUUGUUCAAAAUAUUUUAUUUCACAUGAAAUAGUUUUGUCAAGAGUGAACCCAUUGCUCUUGAAACUUGUUCCACUUUCUCUAUUAUGAACUAAUCAGGAAUAUUUGAUAUCUUAAGAAGGAAAUAUAUAUAUAUAUAAAUCUUGAUUAUAGUCUCAAUGUGUUUGUAGAGCAUGGUAUAUCUGAAGGUUAGACAAAUCAAUAAGACAUUAAUUUCCAAAUGCCACCAUGAGAACAAAUACUCCCUGGUGAACAUCGACAUCAGAUUAAAAUAGACAUACUAAUUCAUUAACUGCUAUAUAUAUUUAAACUUCAUGAGGUGUACUCUUCAUUAAAAUCUGUCUGAUGAUCGCAUAAGUGUGAAACUCAGUCACAGAAAAGUUAUAUCAAAUUGAUUUGUCCAACCUUCAGAUAUAUAUAUAUAUAUACAUACAUAUACAUAUAUAUAUAUAUAUAUAUAUAUAUAUAUAUAUAUAAUUAGCACCAUUGCACUGAUGAGGCCCGAAGGGCUGAAUCAGUACUGUCUAAAGUUAUAUAUAGAACUAUAUAUAUAUAUAUAUAUUCAAUAACUUUAGAGAAAACCAAAAGCUUAUUCUGUGACUUUACUUAUAGCUUCCAGUCCUUGAAGCUGAACAUGGAAUUUUACUAUACAGUACAAACAGUAUAUGCAGGUAUACAGGUUUGGAAAUAUCAUAAAAAUAUAGCAUUUGUGUGUAAUGAUCAAUAUUUUAUCAUGACAUCAAUUUCUGUUUUUAUUUUCUAUCACUCUAAAACCUAAAUACAUCAACUGACAAAUUAAUUGAUUAUUAAAAUGAUUUGUUAAUUAGUUAAUUAAUUGAUUGCAUAGAGGAUAUGGGCAGACCUUGGGGAAAUGGUAGAAUAUAAGUUGUGAUCAAAUUAAAGAUAAAUUCAAAGUGGCAACAUUGUUUAUGUGUUGAAUGUUCACUGACUCCCUGAAUCAUGCAGAAACUUCUUGCAAUUCAAAGCUCUUAUCCGAGCUCAUUGGCUCCCCAAUCAAGCAAGAGACUACUUGUGAUCAGGAGCUCUUAUCAUAGCUCAUUGUCUCCCUGAUUCACACACAAACUUCUUGCAAUUGGGAGCUCUUAUUAGAGCUUAUUGAUUCCCCAAUCAACCAAGGAACUACUUGUGAUCAAGAGCUCUUAUCAGAGCUCAUUCACUCCCUUAUUGACACACAAACUUCUUGAAAUUGGAAGCUCUUAUCAGAGCUCAUUGUCUCCCUGAUUCAUGCACAAACUUCUUGUGAUUGGGAGCUCUUAUCAGAGCUCAUUGAUUCCCCAAUAGACCAAGAAACUACUUGUGAUCAGGAACUCUUAUCAAAGCUCAUUGAUUCCCCAAUAGACCAAGAAACCGCUUGUGAUAAGGAGCUCUUAUCAGAGCUCAUUGACUCCCUGAUUCACACACAGACUUCUUGUGAUUGGGAGCUCUUAUCAGAGCUCAUUGAUUCCCCAAUCAAGCAAGUAACUACUUGUAAUCAGGAGCUCUUAUCAGAGUUCAUUGACUUACUGAUUCACAGACAAACCCUUUUUGCAACUGGAGACUCUUAUCAGAGCUCAAUGACUUCCUGAUUCACAGACAAACGUUUUUGCAAUUGGGAGCUCUUAUCAGAGCUUAUUGACUCCUUAGUCAACCAAGAAACUAUUUGUGAUGAGGAGCUUUUAGCUGAGCUCAUUGACCCCCUGAAUCAUGCAGAAACUUCCUGCAAUUGGGAGCUCUUAUCAGAGCUCAUUGAUUCCCCAAUCAACCAAGAAAGUUCUUUUAAUCAGGAGUUCUUAUCAGAGCUCACUGACUACCUGAUUGACGCACAAACUUCUUGCGAUUGGGAGCUCAUUGACUCCCCAAUCAACCAAGAAAAUACUUGUGAUCAGGAGCUCUUAUCAGAGCUCGUUGACUAUCUGAUUGACACACAAACAUCUUACGAUUGGGAGCUCUUAUCAGAGCUCAUUGACUCCCCAAUCAACCAAGAAAAUACUUGUGAUCAGGAGCUCAUAUCAGAACUCGUUGACUAUCUGAUUGACACACAAACUUCUUGCAAUUGGGAGCUCUUAUCAGAGCUCAUUGACUUCCCAAUCAACCAAGAAACUACUUGUAAUCAGGAGUUCUUAUCAGAGCUCAUUGACUACCUGAUUGACACUCAAACUUCUUGCAAUCUAGAGCUUUUAUCAGAGCUCAUUAACUCCCUGAUUUACACUGAUUCUGAUGAUGUCUAAGGUUGUAGAAACACCGCUGUACCCUCCAAAGACUACUCUUUCCAGGACAGUCUAAAGAUGCAAUCACCUAUUUUAUGUAUCACAGUAACCUUUCAUAUGUAGGUAUCUGUUGGACCUCAAGAGAAACUCAGAAGAAACACCUGACCCCAGCAAGGAAGCAGUUGUUGAUCAGUGGGUGGAGUGGGAGAGUAUAACCUUGCAGGUUAGUUUAUUUUGUUGGAAUCAAAGAAUCCUUGGCUUUUAUGACAAUUAUUAUAAAUUCCUAUCACCGGUAUAUUCUACACAGUAGAUCUAUAAGUUCACCAUAACUGUUUUGUUUUAAGGUGACUAAAAGUCUUGUUUCUGAUGAUCAUUUUAUAAUUUUAGGUUUCCAAAUGACAAAUUUUAAAAAGAUUUGAGUUUAAGGGUCUGAACAGUGAAAGUUAAGAGUAUGAAGGUUAAGGAAAUUUCCAAAUCAGCACAGGAGAAUGAAGGAUGGAGAAAAUGAACAUGAACUGCAUAUGAUCAACUUAAAGAAUUUCAGAUAUUUUUUUUUAAUUGGGCACCAAGGUGCACAUCUUUUGAAAAAGAUAUUUUAAUUCAUAUGGAUUGGGAGAAACCAUGCAUUGCCUUCCUUUAGGCUUUGCUAAGUGAUGAAAGUGAUAAUUAUGAUAAAUUUCAAUAAGCAACUUUGAUUCUUCCCCUUUGAUUUUUAAUGUUAACAUUUUGUUGACUAUAAAUUGUUCAUUGGCAAUCUGUCAUUGUUCUUGCAGCCUGUCCUCUUCAAACAUCUUGUAUCAUCUAUUGGCCUGGGUAGGCAAACAAGCGGUCACUUUGAUGAUCUGAUGAAAUUACUGACACAUGCUGAUCAAGCCUUAUCUGCUCACAAAUUUUUCUCUGGGGUGGGUUCUUUUAUAAAUAAUGUCACAUUAAAAAAGUUUUGUAUUGAUAUCCUAAGAAAUUCUUACACCAUGCAAAGCUACUUUACCAGCAAAGGCUACAAAAAAAAUACCAAUGUAGAAAUUGGCAAAAGAUGACCUGGUAAUAGCCCUUCUUUAAUUUCUGGAAGCCCUUUGUCAAGAGAGGGGAUACCCUAAAAGGUGUUUAAACUUGUUUUUACAAGUUAUUCAGUGAGAAUAAAAAUAUGGUUUAAUGUAGGAAGUGUAUUUUACAUAGCAGCUGACACAAUCUUUUUAGUAUCUAUGCUUUUGCAUAGUAAAUGAAAAAGGAGAACAGGGCUCAAAAGGUACCUGUAACACAAUAGGCCAUUUUUGAUAUGUUAAAAUUCAAACUUGGCUCUGAGGCUUGUGGGAAUAAAACAAAGGAAAUCACAUCAAGGUUGAGGGAUAAACAAUUGAUUAUUUUUUUUCAUUUUAUUCCCCCCUAGCCUCUGAGCCAUGUUGGAAUUUUAAUAUAUUGAAAAUGGCCUAUUUUUGGGCCCCAUUUGACGCUUGAACAUGAAUUUUAUGAAGCAUUUUUAUCAAAUUGAGGAAAUCCUGCAAAGCCACACCAUUGAAUAAACUGCACACUAUUUUGUUUAGAUAGAAUUAAAUAAUGAUAGUAGAGGCAAUGGUAUAAGAGGAUUAACAAAGCUUGCAAAGGAUCAACUUAGUUGACUUUGUAUCAAUUGUUCAUUUACUUCUCAGGAUCAACUUGGUUUAGCAGAUGUCAUUCUUUGGGGUUCACUUCAUCUUUUGUUUAUCUCUGAUUCAAGCUUCUCUGGUAAUAGUCAUUUUUAUUGUGUAUUCUGGUAGUCUAGUUGCAAUUUUACAUUAAGUAUCAAAUAUAGGUAACAGUACUUGUUUUAUUUAUUUACUUGAAGCUGCAGAUCCUCAGAUGAACAACGUUAAAAGAUGGUACGGCCACCUCAUGUCUCAGGAUGUUUUCCAUAAAAGUUCUUCUCAGGUGACAGGAGGCAAAGGAGUAUCUACUUUUAAGGUAACAAAAAGACAAAAGCUAGACAUUUGUAUAAGGGUAAAUUUCAACAACAACAUAAUUUUCAUGGGUCAAAAUUCUCAGAGCAUCAUGGAAAUGUUUCAGAAUUUACCUUCUCCCCCUUAAACAGGUGAGACACGGCGUAGCCUGAUGGUCUAUGUGGCACACAUAAGACCAAAGGUCCAGUUUCAGGAAAUGGCCUUCAAUCAUUUUGAUAUAUUUUUGGGCAGUACACUUUAUUUACCUCCCUACCCAAGAGUAUUGGGUACCAUCCGAUUGUUAGAAAACCUGACAAAAUACGGUGGGUAACCCAAAAUCUCGCUAGUAUCUCUCCUCACUGCCUGACAUACGAUUCUUACGAUGUUAGUUUGGACAUUUUGGAAAAUCUGGAGAAUUUGGUACUGCAUAAACCAAUAAUCCUCUAAUUGAUAAUUUUCAUUAUUCUCAUAACUUGUAAGGAGAAAUUCUGUCUUGGUCUCUGAUGGGCUUUAAAGGGUGAAGUCUUCUAUAGGUAGGUGGGGAGGGAAUGGAUUCGCUACGUUGAUGUUGGUCAUGAUCAUUUGGCUACAAAAGACUUUUCCCUUCACAAACGGGGCCAUUGCUAGUUUGAGUUAGAGAUUAUCGUUCUUCUUGUUGUAGGAUUCUUUGCUGGCCAUGUCUGGAACACAGGUUCCACCAAGUUCAAAACCGCAGGAAGUAACGAAAUCAAAACAGAGUAUAAAAGGUAUCAGCCUCAAUACAGUGUAGGGUAAUCGUUCACCAAAUAUAAAACAAAACUUACAGCAGCAAUACAGAACAAAAAACUGCUUACCUCAAAUCCUGCCAUUUUUUUCAAGUGGAGGUCACAUCACGCUUGGGGCUUGUAGAAACAUUUGGCCCAGAGUUCAUCAUGCAUCAUUCAUUUUGAUCUUUUUUCUUUUCUUUUUUAGCAUACUAUUUCAUUUUGAUAUUUGGUCUCCUUAGCGUAGAAUGUUGCAAAACGUGAUUUCAAAUAUCGUGACUCAGCUACUUAAAAUUAGGGUUGUCCCUUCACGUGAGUUGGUUAAUGGACUUCUUGUAGUUUACUUUGCCUUUAUGUGUGUUAGGGUGAUAAACUGAAGUUAUUGCAAUUUCAGUUAUUAACUUAAUUCAAUAUUCUUUAUGCUUCUCGUGUAAGGUAAUUCUCAGUUUACUGAGAAUGCUUUAUAGUCCGUGCUAAAUUUCUGUUUGAUAAGACAAUAUCAAUAGUUUUUUACUCAAACCUUGUUUAUAAAGGUAAAAGUCGCCUGAAAGAAAUCUAAAAGAUCUCCAGGUGUUUGAAGUCUCACUUCAGCUUCCGAAAAGUCACAGAAAGAUCCAGAAUGGUGUUAAUACAGAAAUCUCUGUUUGUGCUUUUGUUUUUUUAGGAUCACAGCCACCUCGUCAAGAAAAAGGGAAUGGUGUUCCACAAGACGAGGUAUGUUGCUGGUAUUUAAUUUAACGGGACUUUCAAUUUGCAAUUUUGGAGAAUUUUCAAAAGGAAAACAAAAAACCCAAGUAUAAAUUCCCACAUAAUUGGUUAAAGAAACCCCUGAGAUUUUUUGUGUCUUGCUUUAACCUCAAUGUUCUAUAUAUUGUUACUGAGCUAUGCGGCAUGAGACUCUAAUCCUUCCCACCCCACCCUCUCUUCCACUGCUCUGUUUGAUCUAACGAAACAUGAUAUCAUGGAACAUAAACAGUCGUCUAAAUUUGUUUCAGGCAGUUCAAGCCAGAGUUGCUUCAAGUGAGGAAAUCGCUGAAGCUGUCAAAAACUGGAAUCAUGGAAGCAAAAAUCGGCCGAAAAGUCGCCGGCUUGUGGACCCAAUGUAAGAACAAUUUUAAUAAAUGAGCAUAACUUUCAUAGCCUUACCAUGGAAUGUCACGCGACGCUCCCCAUCCUAAAAAUCAAUGUCACGCGACGCUCCCCAUCCUAAAGAGCAGUGUCACGCGACGCUUCCCAUCCUAAAAAGCGAUGUUAAGGAGACUUCAUAUCGCGUUGUCCACAUUUUUUCCAACCUUCGCCAACUGACUUCCGACUGACUUUCUUUCACAGUCUACCCAUUGAAGGAGAAAAGAAUAUCCUUAUCACGAGUGCCUUGCCCUAUGUGAAUAAUGUGCCUCAUUUGGGGAACAUCAUUGGCUGUGUCCUUAGUGCUGACGUGUUUGCCAGGUACGUUAACUAGUAACGCGAGCCAUGUUCUGGAGGAGGUUGUCGUUAAGAACUUUCUCAGCUCUCACUUUUGAUGUGAAUUACAAUCAUUGAAAUCCAGUGUCUUAUGUUUACUCAGUUUGCAAUGUUUCCUACCAAUUUUACCCCUAAACAAAGCUUUAUUAUCCUCAAAGUUUAUUUCGUGGCUGAUUGCUUUUGAAAUACAGUGUACGCGCAUGUGAUCGUCUUUUUUUUUUUUUUUUUGCUAGAAAUUAGAACUGAAUUUUUGUUAGAAAUAACCUUUUAUUGGUAUGAAACCUUUAAAGCGUGACUUCUUCCAGAUGAUGAAAACUAUAAAUGAUUAUACAUUAAACUAAUUUUGUCGACCAAUUUUAUUUCCUGACGAAUCUCGAAAGUGUCAAAGUCAAGAUUUUGACACAGGUCGGUGAACUGGUUAGGAAUGGUAAUCACUCAGCUGAGCAAUUCUAUGAAUCACAUUGAAAGGAUCCGAUUAGUAAUUUCAAAACGGACGAAGUGAAAAGGAAUAUUAUGUGGAGGGCUUUCGUAUUUAUGGGUUACAUAUUUUAUGCAAGCAUGUUAGUCCCUCAAUAAAGAUAAGCUUGACUGAUGAAGAAAUCUUUUUACCACAGUUUUUUGUCGUCUCUGCAUUGCUUCCUAGGUAUUGUCGCCUUCGUCAGUACAACACGCUGUACAUCUGUGGAACAGAUGAAUAUGGUACAGCCACUGAAACUAAGGUAAAAGGUCGCUCUAAGGGAGGACUAACGCUGGAAACGUCGGCUUUAGAAACUCUUUACGUUGGUUAAUUUACACUAUCGACUCAUUUUAUAAACCGAAUUAUCUUAUAGGCUGUUUAGAUUUUGAUAACAGCUCCUUUGUAUUGAGUAUCGUAAAACCAAACAAAUCAGAGCGGAGGUAAAUAUGAAAAGCCAAUUUUGGAUUAACGGAAAAUCGAGAAAACUGCUUUAAGCGCAAGAAACACGAGCAAACAAAUAGCACUUUGUAAUAACUGUUUUACAGCUGUUCAGUGGUUGAGAGGAUGACGCGAGUUCUGUUCAUUCUUAAAGAAAACCAAGCAAAACUAUCGCAUUCUCGGAUUUCUUUGUACGGUCAAACGAAUUUGAAUCACGCUGAAUCAGUUCUUAUUACUGAAAAGGAAGGCGAGAAAUUUAAAUUCUGAAAACGCUUUCGGACGUUUUUAAUAGUCACCUCCGACUUAAUUGAUUCGUAGUUGAUUACGAAAACAAAUGUGUCUAAAAAGGACAAGCCACUGUUUACUUUUCAACAGCAAACAGGUUUUACACCCGAAUCAUUUUUAAAAAAACCUGAAAAACUUAAGAAUGAUUUUGUACCUCCUUUGUUGGCCAUCUUAUUUCUUGUCGUAAGACCACAAUCUCUACAAUAGGGCUGUGCUCUAUCAAAGGCAACCAAACUUUUGUCCUUGUAUAACUUUGCUUUAUGAAAGUCUUUAAAAUUUAGGCAUCUGAUGAUUCCUCUAAAAUCACACCUUUUUUUACUAAACGUCUUUCUAAUGUCUUCUGUAGCACUGCGGUUGUUGAUGUGAAGUGUCAAUUUGACUUUCUUGUUGUCAAUUCCAGGCGUUAGAAGAAGGUCUUACACCUCAGCAGAUCUGUGACAAAUACUUCAAGAUUCACAAAGAAGUCUAUGAGUGGUUUAAAAUCAAGUUUGAUUUCUUUGGAAGGACAACUACACAACAACAGACUGAGUAAGUUUUUAAUGCAACAUUUUAGCUGUUUGCCUCUCACGUUCUCAGAAUUCCGAAACCUUUGUGAGUCUUUUCCUUGCUCUCUAUAAUCUCUCAAGCUACUAAAGUGUUUCCCAAGUUCUGUUGCAUAAAGCGACUAAAAACGAUCCCCUUUCUUACAGAUGGGAUGCUGGCUCAUUGCUGGUCACCCCCUCACCGAAAUUCUUCGAGUUUCCUUGACAUUUUCAAAAUGUCUGAUACUCAUUAAAAUCUAAGGUAGAGCGAGAGGCACCAUUCGAUUUGAUCCUUUAAUUCGCUGAUAAAAAUGUAAAUUCUUUGUGAAAUUUGAACACUUUAUCCAGUAAAUAUGUGAUGAGAAUAGACAAACAGAUCAGUUUAAACUUGUUGUCUUGAUUUGGCCUCAAACCCUUUUGCUUCUUGACAAGGAAAUGUAAAGAAGUUAAAAGGAAAAAUUACGAAUAUGAUUUGCGGAGGGAAAGGUUAACCAUUUAACUCCCAGAAGUGAUUAACAUUUAACUUCUCCCCAUAAUUUCUAAACAUUUUCCAGCAAAACAAGUGAUGAGGAUAUUCAAACCUAUCGGGUAGAAGUUGUCAUUUGUCGAUUGAACAUCAAACUCUUGUAACUAGUUUACAGGGAAAUCUGUUGCUACCAGAGGGGAGAAUUAACAACUAGAUCUCGGGAGCUUAAGGGUUGAAUGUCUUGCGUAAAAACACAUCACAGUCGCCUUGACUGAGGCUGAAAACCGAACCUUUGAUACCGGUGUCCAACUUGAAACUAUUAGGGUUUUGCGUUUCUCCCAUCAUGCUAAUGGUAAUAAACUUGUUCUGUUGUCACCAGAAUCGCUCAGGAUAUUUUCUGGCGUCUUCACAAGCAAGAUCACUUAGUGGAGGAUACACUAGAACAGCUGCAAUGUGUUGACUGUAAAAGGUUUGCCUAGCUCUUACUUUUUUGACCGCUAAAAAGUUUUUGUGUAAUUCUUCGGGUGGAGGUCGUCAGAGCGAGAGCAAACAACUUCCGAUUAUUUUUUCUUAUCAAUUACAGAUUUAGAGAACCUCUUAACUCCUUUUUGGUGAUACCAAUUGAUGACAAUUUGUUUCAACUUUCAAGUUUCUACAAUGCUACAUUUUUUUUUUGCCAAAGUUGUCGUUAGUGAUAAUUCGUGUCUUAUUUUGUUAUUCCAGAUUUCUGGCUGAUCGUUUCGUUGAAGGUACUUGUCCUUUCUGUAACUUUGAGGUGAGCUUUAUCUGAAGAUUUUAAAAACAUUUGUGUGUACUAGAGAUGAUUACUGUUAUUUAAAGCUGACUGGCCAGACUGCUCCAUUCUUAGAGAGAAUUCUGUUAUUAAUUAGACCUGUCAGCCACGUGGGUCAAUCAAUUCCCAAACUAAAUCAACCACUCUUGGGGCAUUUUCUGGAACAAAACUCAAAAUUAUAGAGAUCUCUCCACACAAUUCAAAUUAGUUUCUAAAUUAGACCGUCUGGCCGGCAGUUCCUGCUAAUGUCAAGCACCUAGUUUUUCUCUCUUUUUGUACUUUUGACCUUGAAACCCCUCGAGGACUAUUACUCGUUUUUCAUGCUUAUUGUUGCCAAACAGUUCACAAGAUCGUUAGGGCGACUUAGAAUUAUUCUGUCGGUUUUUACAGGAUGCCAGAGGGGAUCAGUGUGAUUCUUGUGGAAAGCUUAUAAACGCCAUCGAACUUAAGGUAAGACAAACCAAACCCUAGUGCUAGAUAAGAAUUUAAUUGUUUUGAUUUGAUGUUUAGGUUCCUAAUGUAGAUAUGCUUGACAAUUCUUACUCUUUGACUUUGGUUGGGACAUCCAUGAAGGUUCCAAUCACAUUUUCGUGAUAAAUUGGAAUUAGAUCUCUCAAGUUUGUGUUUUCUUGUCAUGCAAGAUCCUGGAUGUAACCUUGUGUUAUAGCCUGUCUUGUAGUCAACAGCUAUCAAUGUUAGCAAACACACUUAAGUAGUGGCCGUCGUCUAAGUACGAAAGCAUGAAGAUUUUAAGUUAUAGCAGAGUGCUAAAAAGUAGCCAUAUCAGUAGUUGGAGACAGGUGGUAUCAGUUGCGGAAAUAGCAGUGCAGUUAAGAGCUUUGUCGUCGGGUAGUGUUUUCGUUGUUUGAGCUGUUUCGUUGUUUGAGCGGUUGCGAAAGAAAGCCUACUUAAAACGCCGGCCAUUGUUUCGCUGGCAAAUUUUCAAAUUUUGUUGCGACAUCCAAGGCUCGCAUUUGAUUGGCUAUCUGUGAGUUUCUUUGAUUAUUGACCAAUCAGAAUAUCUGAUUUGUUACUUUCUUUGCACUGAAUUAACCCUCUUCUGCACUGAAUUAACUCUCUUCUGCACUGAAUUACCUGAAAACUGCAAUUAACUUAACCAAUCAGAACUGAGUAAUUUUUCCAUGUGUAUUAUUAGGUGUAAAAUAAAACGGGGGACUUGUAACAAUCUAAAUGACAUUACUUUUAAGAAACCUAGGUGUAAAGUUUGUGGAGGAACGCCAAAAGUGAGAAGUAGCAAGCAUUUGUUCCUGAACUUGACAAAGGUAUCGACAGAAUGAAUUAUUUUUCAUAUACAUGUCGGUCUUUAUUUUGGGCUCUUAGAUUGUACGAGUCUUCAAAAGUUUCUGGUAAAUAUCUCAUUCAGUAAUUCCUUUCCCUUUCAUUUUUUAGCUUGAGUCAUCCUUAAAAAGUUGGGUGGACAAAUCGUCUACGGAAGGUAAGAUAGAUUUGUCAGUCCCGAACACAAGCAAAUAUUCCACUUUGUUAUCCAACUGCACAAAGUAGAGUGCAAAUAACGCACGAAUAGAGUAUUUGGACAAUUGUUUAUUUUGUACUGUUAAAAAAACCUGUUUAACUAUUCGGCUGCGCGCGCUACGCUUCUCUAUCCGCUUUGCUUUUCCCACCUUAUGAGAAAUGAACUGAAAGACUUAGCAGAAAAAAAAGCAGUUGGAUCAUGAAUAACUUAUUAGAAGUUUUGGUGAGUAGUAUCGCUGAGUAUUUUUAUGAGCAGGCUCGUCAAAAUAUGGCACAUCUCAUUAAAAUACUCAGCGAUACUACUCACCAAAAUGUCUAAUAAGAUAUAUGUCUCAGUAAGAUUUCUCUUCAUGCGCCUUCCCAUUCACUUAUGCAGGAAUUUUCGAGAACUUUUCGCCGUAUUAGUUUUCUUCAGUUCCGUAUGUUUACCCGAUAUUAAUGGAAAGGGACGUCUUUGGGGAUUUUUUUUAGCCGGAGAUGUGUUUAGACCAAACAGUCGAUAUGUCUCUGUUUUCAAAUGAGAGCGAAUAAUACUGAAAUAGAUACGGGUCAUCGUUCUUCUCAAGAAGUAAGAAAUAUUUAAAAUCUCUUGUAACCGUCUCCACACUUGUCUUGUACUCUUUUGUGCUCUUUCUAGGUACAUGGACGUCAAACGCGCGCCAUAUUACCCGAGGAUGGAUCCAGGAGGGGCUCAGACCAAGGUGCAUCACGCGUGACUUAAAAUGGGGCACCCCGGUUCCUUUGGAGGGAUACACAGAUAAAGUCUUCUAUGUGUGGUUUGAUGCACCAAUAGGGUAGGAAGAUAUUUCGUUUCGUACUCGUAUAUUUGUUUUUAAAAGUUCAGAUUGUCACUUUUGUGGAGGACUCAUUUUUGUGAUUUUGCGCAUUUCUCUUUCUCUUCCCCCCCCCCCCAAAAAAAAAACAAAAAACAAACAAAAAAAAACGAGAUUUUCGGGUCCGCAAGAAUAAGUAGGCAUGAUAAGUAAAUAUUUACACGAGAUACUUCGUCUGCACUUGAAAACGGAUGGCAGACUUUUUUAUCUGCCUAGUCAAAUCAUGACAUUUUCAUCUCUCAUUUGGGAAAAAAUAUAAAAAAAGACCGUAAGGUUUGCUCACAAACUACGUACAAUGCCCAGAAAUAAGGUGUUUGUUACUCAUGUCAGCGUCAUAUACCGCUAUAAUCUUUAAACCUGUUCAAUUUUUUUUUUCUCACUUGUAACAAAGGUUUUCUUCGACUUGUUGCGCAGUUUUAUAACUCUCUUGUUUCUGUUUCUCUUGUAUCUCAGAUAUCUUUCAAUCACAGCAAAUUACACAAAAGAAUGGGAAAAAUGGUGGAAAAACCCUCAACAAGUGAGUUAUAAGUCGUCAUUCGUCUCAUAUUCGAAGAAACACAACGGGCUGUGAAUUUCGAAAGACACUGCUCUCCUAGGAAACUUUGCGUACAAUUUGUUCCACAGUUUUGAUACUCCAGUUGUUGCAAGACAGCUCUGAUGAAACUAAGCUUGGUGAAACACAUCGAGAUACGUUCACAGUAGGGGUCACAUGCUAGGCCAGUCUUUACGAAUGAAUAUUCGAAGCAACUUGCGAGAAAACUCUUCUUUGCCAGCCAAGUAAUAUGUUUUCUUGAAGUGAAACGUCCUUCUUAAGUGGGAAUGUUCAACCAGCCCCACCCCUGCUCCCCUUCCUCUAAGAAAAACCCUACGAUGACGCAGUUUGUUAAGGUCACUUUAUUUCCCAAUAUAACUGUUCUUGGAAACAGCACGGCUAGGAAGUUCGGUUCGUUUUUAGCAAUUCACUGAAAUAUCUAAGUACCUGGUAAGUUGUAGUAUUAGCGGAUACGAAGGGUUCUCAAACCGCAUUAUUCUGUCUGUGUGCCUGACAGGUCACUCUUCAUCAGUUCAUGGCAAAGGAUAAUGUCCCUUUCCACACUGUUGUGUUCCCGUGCACUCUGAUUGGUGCAGACGACAACUACAGCCUACUGAAUUCCAUUAGCGCAACAGGUGAGCACUCUUUUGGAAAAAAAUUCAAAUUACCUAUAUUCAGCCGUUCAGUCCAAAAAGAGAGUGCGCAGGUUCAGCUUAUAGUUUGACCUCACACGCUGUCUGAAUCAAAUCACAAUUUGACAUGUUACAAUUUCUUGUGACUUGACGGAAGUUUAUUCUCUCUUGGUGCAAGCUAGUUUUAGUCAUUAAGCGACUCAGCCUGAGGACCGACAUUAAGAGAGUCAAACCUUUGAUGCAUGUUCCAAGGGACGUUGAUAUAAUUGGCAUUAAUAUCAAGAUGACAGUCGUGGUUAGAGACCACCUUGUUAUUCCCUGGCCAGAAGUGCGGGCAUUAUUUUGUGCAGCAACGCUCAUAAACAUUUGACGACGCCACUUUGCCUAGUUUUUCUCAUUUUCCAAGAAUUAUUUUGUAGUAAUGUCGAUCUUCCUUUGUGAUUCUCAGAAUACCUUAAUUACGAAGACGACAAAUUCUCAAAGAGUCGUGGACUAGGGGUGUUUGGUAAUGAUGCAGCCGACACGGGUAUCCCGGCAGACAUCUGGAGAUUCUACUUGCUAUAUAUGAGACCUGAGAACCAGGUAAGCGUGCAGCACCUUGUUGCCAGCUUUCAACUCCCUUGAGUCCAUCGAUGCUUCAUGUUAUUAGGCACGUGCAACAUCAAAAAGACUCAAAACUGAACACUUACCAGUCAGUAGUUUACUUUUUAUCUUAGUGUCAUUGCUCCGAGAUACCUGCACUAAGAUUUUCGUCAAAAUCAACCUACUUUUUUUAUCCUGUAGUAACGUAAAUUUUGAGGUAAAAAGUGGGGUCCCGGCGUUCUUUAAGGAACAACAGUACUUUGUACAUACCCAUGCAAUUCCCAGAAUAUUAUGACGAUUAUAUUUAUGAGUACUUGCUAAAUUCGUGUUUCCGAAAAUUGUUCCUUUUCCUACACUUAGAAUUGGUUUAUGUUUAUUUUAUGGAAAGAAAGUGAGUGCUUAAUUCCAAGAGAGAGAGAAAAUGUUUUAGAUAAAAUGUCUCUCUGGUUUGCUCCUACCAUAGAGAAAAAGGUGUCGAUAUUUAAUGUACGCGCGCUUGUUACGUGUGCACAAUAAGGAUGUGCAAUGCAAUACUGCUCAAUUCAAUUUUUAUUUGUUAGCAAUACAAAAUUAUCACAGACCUAGGUGACCCGCAAUUAGCAAGCUAUUCUAGGCGGGCCACCCUUCUAAAACAAGUGCUGUCUCUGCUAAGGAUCACAUACCGAUACAAUUAAACAAAGAUAAUCAUUAAUAAAAAUACAAUUGUUAAAUAAAAUAAAAUAAAAUUAAGUCCGUUGAAUAAUUAAAUAAUCAAUUGCAAAGUUAUCAAGAUAUAUAAUACAAUUGAAACAAGACUUAAACGAAGAGUUACUUUAUCAAGAGAUAUUUACAAAUUUCAGAGCAACGUAUAUCAACAUUCAUCUCCUCAAUUUCCAAAAGUUUUAACAGGCGAUUUUUAAGUUCACGCUUAAACGGGGUUCUGUUUUUAAUACGAAGUUCUUUUGGGAUGCUAUUCCACAAUCUUACACCUAUUCUAGCAAAAGAAAAUAAAAGUUGGUUAGUUCUAGACGCUUUAACGUACAGAUUAGCCGUUGCUGAGAAUCUUGUGAAAUGGUGAUGAACCUGCUCGGAGUGGAUAAAGAGCAUAGAAAUAUUAGACGGGGCACGGUGAUUAUCAAUGUCAUGCAUCAAAGAGGAAACCAAAUGAGAAUAGAGCAUAGUUAUUGGUAAGAUUCUGGAGUUAACAAAUAGCAGGGCACUAUGAGAUUUGCUAUCCGCAAAAUACAUUAGUCGUAGAGCACGUUUUUGUAAAAUGAGAACCUUAUUUAAAUGAGUGUUAGCAGCUUGUCCCCAGGCAAUAAGACCAUAAGAGAUAUAGGGUUCAAUUAAGGAGCGGUAGAUGUUAAGAAGUGUGGCAAAUGGGACAAGAUGUCUUAACCUGGCAAUUAUACCAAUUCCUUUACUAACUUUAGAUGAGAUAUAAUCAAUAUGAUACUUCCAAGAGAGGUUAUUAUCUAUCAGAAUUCCUAGAUAUUUCACAAAAGUUUUUUGUUCUAGAGAUACACUUUUUUAAGAUCGUUAUUAUAAAUUUUCAAGUGAACUAUGUAGUCCAAUUUGCGUUGGUAAGGAUGGAAAAUAACAAAGUUAGAUUUACUAGUGUUAAGAGAAAGUUUGUUUGCGUCCAACCAGUCACCCACUUUUGCGAGUUCAUCAUUAACAACUUUUUCAAGAUCCUUAAGAUCUUUGUUUGAAUAAAGCAAGUUAGUAUCGUCAGCAAAUAGGUAAAACUCAAAAAUCUGGGAGCAACGGUAAAUGUCGUUAACAUAAAUCAAAAAAGAAGGGGCCAAGUACAGACCCUUGAGGGACACCACAAACUAUCUCUUCUAUAUUCGACACGGUUGAACCAAUUUGAGUCGACUGGUUCCUGUUCAACAAGUACGAAGAGAACCAGUUAUUAAUUAUUCCUCUGACUCCAUAAUGAUAUAAUUUGUGCAGUAAGAUUGAGUGAUCCACCGUAUCAAAAGCCUUUUUAGGUCAAUAAAAAUACCACAAGAGAAUAACUUUGCAUCAAUAUUAGUUUGAAUUUUGCUUAAGAUAUCUAAAAUUGCAUGUUGGGUUGAACACUUGUCUCUAAAUCCAUAUUGAGAAGUAAAAAAAGAUACCGUUUUUUUCGCAAUGUGAUUUAAGACGUUUAGCCAUCAAUUUCUCAAAUAAUCGAUUGAAGACAGAAAGGAGGGAAAUUGGGCGGUAAUUACAUGGAUCAGUUUCGUCUCCCGAUUUGUAGAUAGGAAUUACUUUGGCAUGCUUCAAAAGAUGGGGAUAAAUACCCGUUGAGAUAGACUUAUUCAUCAUGGCAGCUAAGAGUGGAGAAAGGAUAUGGCGCCCAGAUUUUAAAAGAUGAACCGGGCAAGAAUAUAGGCCAUAUACUUUAUUACUGGGUAUAGCCAAGAUUUCCAAGUCCACCUCGGAUGGAACGACGGGAUCAAAAAGAAAGACUUAAAGUGAUUAGUGCCGACAAGGUAGUCCUGGAAAUUUAUCCUGGAAGGUGAUAUAUUGCGUGCAAGCCGCGGUCCAAUAGACGCAAAGUACUGAUUAAAGAUAUUGGUUAUUUCAGACGGAUUUUGUGUUACUCCAGAGUUGUUAGAGCGUUGAAGGGCUGAUACUGUUUUUCUGUUACGCUGUCUGUUCAAUAGUUCAUUAAUCCCCUCCCACGUUUUUUUUUAACAUUUCUUAGAUUUGUAGUGAAGUAAGCUUCAUAAUACAAUCUUUUACUGAGACGAGAAAGAGUAACAAUUCUAUUCCUAUACAGCUUAUAUUUUGAGAUAUCUCCUGAAUAAAAGAGUCUAUUCUUUAUUUUGAUAGAUUUACGUAGGCCCUUAGUUAUCCACGGUUUGGAAAAUUGUUUAGCCUUGCGCCUAGAUAAGAUUUUGAGAGGAGCGUGUUUAUUAAUGAGCUUGUUAAAUUUAUUGUAAAAAAGGAAGAAAAGCAUUUGUCUACAGAUCCAUAUGUCAUUGAGUUAUCCCAAUCAGUAUCCAAGACAUCAUUAAUAAAGCAUUCUUCAGAGAAGUUGGAAUAAUCGCGAAUUUUAUGUUUAGCAGUAAAAUUUUUUGGUAUAAGACUGUGGAUAAAACAAAAUUGGGAGUAGUGAUCACUAAUGUCUGACACGAUAUUUCCACCUGAAAUUUUAUGAUCAAAUCUAUUCAGAAAUAUAUUAUCAAUGAGUGUGGCAGAAUUAUUGUAGACUCUAGUUGGUUUAUCAAUUACCGGGAAGAACGAAUAACAUUGUAAAGAUAACAAAAAAUUUUGGGAGUAAUCGGAAAUUUCAGAUUUGAGGAGAUCAAUAUUGAAAUCGCCCAUAAGAUAAACAACUUUAUCAGAGGAGCUAAGUUUUUCUAAAGUAAAGUCAACAUAAUGGAGGAAUUGUUCCGGAUCAUUAUGCUGCCUAUAAAUCACUCCACAAACGAUAUUUUUACUCUUUAGGGAUUCAAUUUCGAUCCAUAAAGCCUGAAAAGCGUCUUUAGAUGUUCUCUCCAGAACCUUAUAUUUCAAACAAUUAUUAAUGUACAUUCCAACACCUCCACAUGAUAGAGGUGUUGGGACAUAUUCAAACUGAUAGUUUGGUAUGCAGGCAUUGAAAUCUAGCCCAGAUGAAUUUGUAAUUUUUGUUUCUGUAAUACCGAUUACACUGAAUUGGUAGUCAAGUUCAUCUAAAAGAUGGACUUGAAAAUUAUCAAUGUUUUUCCGCAAACUUCUUACGUUAGUAUGAAGCAUAGAGAAAGGACAUUGACUAUCUGAUUCAACAAAGACUCUUUAAACAUAGAAAAACUAUAGGGUGAGAAAUAUUUACAUCUAAUUUGUUGCAUGCUUAAGUUUCUGUCGGGAUUUAAUGUUGAUUCGGUAUUUAAGCGAAACAAAUCUAAAUCAUAAAUACUAUGAAGUUUGUCUAAGUACUUCUUGGUCGGUAAGUCACUGUUGAGAAUGUUAUUAAACUGUCCAUGAGCUCUAAUAAUUUCAACAUUCGCGUAUGGAAGUUCGCUUAGGGUAGAUUUAAUUGUACAACGAACACGUUUCUUGCUAACACUCAUACUUAUUAUCUAAAAACAGACAAACAACUCUACAUCAACAUGAAUACUUAGCCUUCACGUCCAUUCGUUAAUCGGUGCAGGUCCGUGAUAUCCUUAAUCUUGAUGGCUCGAGACGUGGUAUCUUUACGAAGAUAAACAAGCGAUCCCUUCGACCAGCAAUACUGAUAGUGAAACUGCUCCUUGAACCUCUUAGCUUCAAAUAAAACCUUUUGCAUCCUUGGCGUUAAAUGGUCAAAAAUUCUAACAGCGGAAAGGGAGGCAUCGUCAGGUAAACCAACAGCAGAUGGGGCAACUUUACUUGCAUUUUUUUUUAUGAUUCAUGACAUCAUCUUUUGACAAUCGUCUAAUAAAUCGGCAAAUGAUUGGCCGCGGGCCGCCAUUGUCAUUGCUUCUCGUUGGGACUCGAUGGGCUGUGUCAAUGUCAUGAAUUGAUACAGCGGAUCCAAUUGCCUUAAAUAAACAUUCACAUAGCGCACUCGUAGAAGCCGAGGAUUCAUCUUGACUCAAUUGAGGGACACCAACAAUCUUAACAUUAUAUUGAUAACUGUACUCUUGAAAUUCAUCGAUGCUCCUGGAAACUCUGUUAACUUCAACAGCAAUCUCAUCAAGCAUGGCACCUAAGCGAUCAAGUUCUUUACCAGCAGAGACCCUGAAUCGCUCAAAGUCAUCAUAUUCUUUACUCAUGAAUUCUAAGCUAUGCUCUACUUCGUCAUUAGUCGCUGCAGGUUUUUUUGACUGCUCCAGCAGCAUCACCUUCAUCUUAGCAAUCUCAUCCGCCAUGACAGACAGUUGAUCUUUAAGCUUACUGUUCUCUCUCUUAAGGCUAGCAACAGACUCGGGCAUUCUUGAAUCUCUCAGAAAGCAAAAAAAGAAAAACGAUCGUGAAAAAAGAAACGAAAAAUUAUCCAAAACGAAACGAAAAAUUAUCCAAACUUGAUUAAGAUUAGCGGAGCUCGUAAAGUAACGUCCGUCCUGAUCAACUCACCGCUGACCAGCUUAAUGACCUUACAAGAUGACUGCGGUAUAUUGGAAACUGUGGUACUUAGAAACUCUCAAUAAAUGUGCUUGCUAAUAUAGCAGUCUCUUAGUUCUCUUUCUGCCAUUAACAGGAUAGUGCUUUUAGCUGGACGGACUUUGUGUCACGGAAUAAUAGUGAACUACUCAACAACUUUGGUAACUUCAUCAAUCGGUACGUUGUUAUUAUUUGGAUUGAGCUUUAGAGCGUUUAGCGAUUGACUGUCGUAGAACAAAACCUCAAGUUAUCAUGGAGGCCGUUAACAACAACGAUUAAAAUUAAAAGGACUCACUGGGUUUUAAGUUGCAUCCUAACAUCAGUAUGCAUAUUUAUUUUACGGUUCUCUCUUCAUUUCUUAUGGUACUGCCACGGUUUUUUUAAACAACACUCUUGAGCUUUUUAGAUAGCGAGAACCUGCUGCAUUUUCUUGACCUUAUUAUUUGAUUUAGCGGUAAUACUGUGGCGGGAGUUGAAAUUUUUGUCACACUUCAGUGCAUGCUUUUUAGCUAAUCAGGAGCAAAGCCAAAAACCAAUUGCAAGUUGGUCGCCUGCAAUUUCCCGCGCUUUAGGCUUUUUGCUUUUGGUUACAUUGAGCUCCCAUUGGCGCCUUAUGAUAUAUUUAUUUGUUCUGAUUGGACGCCGUGAUUACUUUGGUUUUAGUCUCAUAACGCGCAAUCGAAAAGCGGUCUAAUGCAACAUAUUUCCUAACUAACUUUCUCAUUUCUUCAUGAGUAACGAUUACCUACUUUUUUCUUCAGAGCCCUCAUGUUUGUACAGAACUUCUUUGGUGGUGCCAUACCCCUCAUAGAUUUGACUGAUGAGGACAAGAAUUUCAUAGCUCUUAUCAAUAAAGAAUUGAAGACGUACAUCGAUGAUCUGGAGAAAAUGAGGUGAUUCGGGGGCUACAACGGGAAAAAACAACAACAAAAAGAAUGGCCUUAAACGAUAACAAGUAUACAAAAUAGUAUACGUAUCCCACUGUAUUUUGUGGCGAGCGGUUAUUCAAUAUUCUGAUCAAGUUUUGAAGUCGACAUAUUGGAUUGGUGUCUUCAAGGAAAGCUGGCGCGAAUAAAAAUCUUACUAGGGACGUGGUGGUGAGAGUGACAGACCCCUCAUACCCCUCCCCUUCCAAAAGUUUGUGCGCCUCAGGCCUCUGAAGGAGAAUGGGGCGUAGUUGAUACCACGAACCUUAUUUUAUGUUAUUUCUGUUCAGUCCAUUGUAUUGUUGAUUUAUGUUUCGCAAACUUAGCCUAAAUUCUUAAAAAUUUUCUUGGCAGGCUCCGAGAAGGAUUAAGAGGCGUGCUGAACAUAUCUAAACUUGGUAAUCAGUAUUUUCAAUCCAACCAGCCAUGGGUUCUCGUCAAGGGUAGCGAAUCAGACAGGUAAACGUGCAAACUUCGAAUAAAUGAAUUGAGUUCACUUGUGAAGCUACUUAACUAAUAGCCUUAUAGGAGUUUCUGUGGCUCAGUUGUGAUAAAAUUUUAUUGUGACGUAACUGUGUCUUCUACACCAAGUAAGAGCCGAAGGUCUAAUGUUCGAUUCCUCAUAGGGACUCUGAAAUUUUUCUUUGUACCAUGUUCGUGACAAGACGGGAAAACGUCUCUUUUUAGUAGAUGCGCUUAUUGCAAAAUUACGCCGAUAGUUAGUAUGUCAUUUGUUUUUGUCAAUCCGCGGGUUUUCUUAUUCCCCGGAUCUUCUCGUCCCGCGGGUCUCCUCAUCCUACGGGUCUUCUCGUCCCGCGGAUCUUCUCAUUCUGCAAGUCUUCUCAUCCCGCGGGUCUUCUUAUUCAGCGGGUCUUCUCACCCCACGGGUCUUAUCAUCCUACGGGUAUUCCUAUCCUCAGGGUCUUCUCAUCCUACGGGUCUUCUCAUCCCACGAAUCUUCUCAUUCAACGGGUCUUCUUAUCCCGCGGAUCUUCUCAUCCAACGGGUCUUCACAUCGAAGGGAUCUUCUCGUCCCGCGGGUCUCCUCAUCCUACGGGUCUUCUCGUCCAGCGGAUCUUCUCAUUCUGCAAGUCUUCUCAUCCCGCGGGUCUUCUUAUUCAGCGGGUCUUCUCACCCCACGGGUCUUCUCAUCCUACGGGUAUUCUCAUCCAAAGGAUCUUCUCGUCCUACGGGUCUCUCAUCCCACAGAUCUUCUCAUCCACGGAUCUUCUCAUUCUACGGGUCUUCUUAUCCCACGGAUCUUCACUUCCAACGGGUCUUCCUAUCCUAUGGGUAUUCUUAUCUAAGGGGUCUUCUCAUCCUACGGGUCUUCUCAACUUGCGGGUCUUAUUUAAUAAUGCAAGAAACCUUGUGAUAUUUCAGCGAGCUAUAAUUACAUGGUGGCGCGUGUCUUUCCAACGGUCUUGCCACCGCUGAAAAGGCUAAAAGGAACUUCCUCAGUUACUUUUAGGAACACUUCGCGCUACCCUCACCUUAUCGAAUGCAAAUUUUAAACGUACCGUGACUCUGCUACUUACCUUUUCUGCGCGCUUCAGGCGGUUUGCGUACCUCAACCUUUGAUAAUAUCAUUUGCACUUUUCGGGAGUUAUGAUAACUUCGGUUUUAAUUUUGUGAUUUUCAUUGGAAUAGCAUUCCUCAGAAGCAGUUGGUCAUUGUGUUUAUAUUUAUCCCCAGGUCACGUGCCGGCACAGUUAUUAGCCUCGCGGCAAAUCUCUCCUGGCAGCUCUCUGUUCUUAUCCAUCCCUAUAUGCCAGGUGUAAGUGAAGAGAUUCAACGCCAGCUACAGGUAGGUCCGUUUAGCGUGCAAAGAUAUUUCAAAAUAUUUUAGAAACUCUUUUAUCACCAGUGGCGAUUGACAUCUAGAUCUUUGUUGCUGCACACCAAAUCGUAAAAAAUAAGAGGUUAGGGCGGUAAGAACUGAGAGUUUUAAUUGGGAAUACUGUUCUAAUAGACACCUAACUCUCCAAUGAUUACGUCAGCGUGUGUUAAGGGAAGCUAUUGUUGGCAGUCAAUUCUUAGGCCUGCAAGGCUUCUGUAAGUUAUAUUUUGUUUGAGAAUUAAAGAUUAAAACUCACCGACGCUAAUCUUGGUGUUGUAGGUCUCCGACGAUGGAAAUGUUGUCUUGGAUAACUUCAUUCCUUAUUUACAGCCUGGUCACAAAAUUGGAAAGGUAUGGACAAAAUUUCAUCAUGUGUGGAAUUGAAUGACAAACAAAGCAAACAUGCAAUCUUCAGCCACAUUUUUAAGUUGUUUUAACACAGUGGUGGACUCUUUUCAGGUCUAAGCAAAUGACAGCAAAGUAGAGGACAAAUUAGCAUGAAAAAGUGAUCCAUGAAGACCAGUAGUGUCACAGUCGAAAGGUCGAUAUAAACUUAAUUGAUGCCCUUACUCUGUAUCGGGAGACAAACGAUGGAACGUUCAUUUAUCUACAAAAUCAUGUUUUAAAAAGUAAACGUUUUCUAUAGAAAAAAUAUUGGAAACUAAAGGUCACUUUAGUUGCUGUGGAAAUGGAAGAGGUCUCUGAAAGAUGCAUGUACUCACAGCAUCUGUUGUGGAGAAAAAUACACUCAACCUCGUUCACGUAGAUAAGGAGAAAAUCCUGAUCUUCGGGCUAAGUUCAUAACAAAGUUUCGUCGGUUCUUUUGCAAAUUUUUCAUGGAAACCGCCUAGAUUGACUUAUUUUUGACAUUAAUUUGGUGUAUUGAAUGAUACUAAGUUUGUUUUGUUUAAUUUAUGAUUAAGCCUAAACCGCUGUUCCAAAAGAUUGAUGCGUCCGUUGCUGAUCAAUUUCGCGCAAAGUAUGGCGGAAACAAACAAAAACAAAAAAAACAAACUGCAGGCGAGGAAGCAGCUAACACUUCUGACGGGAAUGCCGCUGACAUGGACGUGGCAACAUUGCAAGCAGAGAUUACCAAGCAGGUAAGAGGCACAAUGUGUUAGCCAACAUGAAACAGCAGAGUGGAAAAUUGUGUCUUAUUUUGAUAUCCAUCGUCUAUGAUGAGCGACUAGUACGUGUUAUUACCAAUAACAGAGCUAGACAAGAAGGAGGGUUGUCUCUCGAGUUUCACAAACACAACACUACGUGAAAUAUGCCUCAUUCGGACGAUAACACCACACAAUCGACCAUGUCACCACGUCAGAUAAAUUACUGGUCUGUUAGAUUCCUACCCCUAAUGAAAAUAUGAGAGAAAAUAAUUCAUUUAAAUUCUAGAAUAGCUGAGGUAUUAGAGCAAGCUCUUUAGUCAAUAAAAUAGAAAUUAAGAGUUCAUUAAUGUUAUUAUUAUUUGUUUUUUUAAGUGAUUGUCUUUGUAAGAACAUCAUUCAGUUAGUAACUCAGAAAAUUACAAGUCAAACAAUGAACAUUAUUGGAGAAGUGAAAGGCAAAUCCAUAUUUGCAGGCGUUGGUAUGAUUGUGGAUAAGUAAAGGGCGUCAACCACACAAUGUUCACAAUUGUUUUAAACUUUGAACAGCAUUUCCGCGUCUUCAGGUUAAGCGAAACAUUGUGAAAUACCCAAAUAAAAAUUCAAUUUAUGGGUCCUGAGAUAAAAACGCUUGAUUCAUUAUUACUUGGCUUUACAAUCCUCAUACGACAUUUCGGAUUCAGGUGCAUCCUACGCUGACAAGAACUACGCUCCAAUUUGGAUUCUGUUUCAUAACGCUAACAAAAGUGAAUGUAUGUUUUAGGGCGACAAGGUUCGUAAACUGAAAACAGAAAAAGCUGAGAAGGAAAAAGUAGACGCUGAAGUGGCUAUUCUUCUGGCGCUUAAGAAAAAACUGGCCGUCGCCGAGGGAAAAGAUCCAAACGAACAAGAAAACAAUUCAAAAGGGAAAAAGAAAGGAAAAAAGAAGUAA
Messenger RNA from Pocillopora meandrina, 24011 nucleotides. NCBI's taxonomy places the organism in Eukaryota, Metazoa, Cnidaria, Anthozoa, Scleractinia, Pocilloporidae. The record is from the annotation of a GenBank genome assembly.